GAGGAUUUGAACGGGGUCAUCCGCAAGUGGCAGGGCGAGAUCCUGGGAUUCCACUGCACGGGCAGCUACGAGGACAUCGCGCGCAAGAACGUGAACUUCUGGGCGAGCGUGAAUGAGCGGACGGCGAGGUUGUCCGCGAAGGACCUCCAGAAGGGUCUGAAGGAGGUGCCGGGGAGGAGCGGCAACAAGGAGUUGCAGCGCCCCCCUCCCGCGGUGCAGACGGUGAUCCACGCCGGGGGGGUGGAGGCCGUGGGUGGCGGACAGCACUCGCCCGCCUCGACGCCGCCGAGCUCAGCAAAGCUUCGCGGCAGCCCAGGGGCGGCGUCGGCCGCCUCGGGCGGCGCCGCGUCCAGCGUAGCGGACCAGGGCGCGGCGAUCCUGGCCCUAUACGGCGCGAGGGGCCCCCCGCGGAAGCGCAAGGGCGACGAGGGGGCGCGCGUCGUCCAGUCGCAGGAGACCGUGGCCAGCAGCCCGCCGAGCACGAGGAAGGCGCAAAAGGGGGCGAGCUACCAGGCCGAGAAUGCGGCGACCUUCAAGGAGGACGAAGACUGGGUGGACUACAACACGAUGGAACUCGCGAGGGCUCGGCACUGCCCCGAGGCGUGGCUCGGGCUCAAGGAAGAGCGGUUCCGUCUUCGCCAGGGCCCCAAGGGGUUCGCCGUGAUCACCGUCGACGGUGAGGCGGUCGAGAUGCUCGUGGCGAACGCCGCCCUGCAGGCCGCGGAGCAUGGGGGCGGAGGGGAGGCAGCCAAGCCGCAGCAGGCUCACCCGAAGGGCGGGGCGAAGAAGCGGCCAGCGGCAGCGCGGAAGAGGCCGGCGGCAGCGGACGAGGAGGAGGACGAAGAGGAGGACGAGGACGAGGCCAAGGGGGUCCGCGCCCGCGACGACAGCGAGGACGGCGAAAUGGAGAGCAGCCAGGAGACGGACGAGUCCGACCUGGAGGGCGCGGAGGGCGGCUCGAGCAAGCGGAGGCCGGCUGCGGCCGACAGGAAGCCUGCCGCGGCCGACGAGAAGCCUGCCGCGGCCGACAGGAGCCCGAGCUUGGAGGUGGAGGAGGACUCUGUGAAGGGGAAAGCCUGGGUUGUCAUGUGGUACAAGGCAGGCGAGAAGAAGAAGGCGGCCGUGGCGAUCCGCCAGGUGCACAAACCGCGCAGCCAGGUGUGCCAGUGGACAGCGGGUGACUACUCCGAGGAGCAGAUGCGGGAGGUGGCAGCGGACAUGGUCAGCAGGCUGUGCAUGCGGGAGAUCACGGAAGCGACUGUGAAAGCGCGAGGCGAGGAGUUUCUGCGCGACAUGUUCUGA
Molecule: messenger RNA, 1302 nt
Organism: Prorocentrum cordatum
Lineage: Eukaryota; Dinophyceae; Prorocentrales; Prorocentraceae
Source: the annotation of a GenBank genome assembly